Messenger RNA from Jaculus jaculus (lesser Egyptian jerboa), 1580 nucleotides. RefSeq names its product matrix metallopeptidase 27 (gene Mmp27). The record is from RefSeq and is a predicted model, not a curated record. The coding region runs from base 39 to 1580 and encodes 513 amino acids. Lineage: Eukaryota; Metazoa; Chordata; Mammalia; Rodentia; Dipodidae. Gene Ontology annotation, biological process: collagen catabolic process; extracellular matrix organization; proteolysis. Gene Ontology annotation, molecular function: zinc ion binding; metalloendopeptidase activity. The transcript is spliced from 10 exons. Gene Ontology annotation, cellular component: extracellular matrix.
UGCAAACAGAAACAGGCUUUAAUUGAAGAGAAAGAAAAAUGAAGAGCCUUCUGCCUGCACUUUUUCUUUUCAUAACAUUUUCUUCAGCAUUUCCUGCAGACCGAAAAGUGGAAAAUGAAGAAGAUAUGCAACAGGCUCAGGCUUAUCUCAACCAGUUCUACUCUCCUGGGAUAGAAGGGAGUCAUCUUGUUCAAAGUGAGAACCGGAGCCUCUUCGAAGGCAAAAUUCAGGCAAUGCAGGCAUUUUUUGGGUUGACAGUGUCUGGAAAACUGGACUCAAGCACCCUAGAGAUCAUGAAGAUGCCCCGGUGUGGGGUGCCCGACGUGGGGCAGUACGGCUACACUCUCCCGGGGUGGAAGGAGCACAGGCUCACAUACAGAAUAGUGAACUAUACUCCAGAUAUGCCACGAGCUGAUGUGGAUGAGGCCAUUCAGAAUGCUCUAGAAGUGUGGAGCAAGGUCACUCCACUAGUAUUCACCAAGAUUUCCAAGGGGAUUGCAGACAUCAUGAUUGCCUUUAGGACUGGAGUCCAUGGUUGGUGUCCUCGUUACUUUGAUGGUCCCUUGGGAGUCCUUGGUCAUGCCUUUCCUCCUGGACUGGGUCUGGGUGGUGAUACUCACUUUGAUGAUGAUGAACACUGGACCACCAAGGAUACAGAAGGGUUCAACUUAUUUCUUGUAGCUGCUCAUGAAUUUGGCCAUUCCCUGGGGCUCACUCACUCCAAUGAUCAAACAGCUUUAAUGUUCCCAAAUUACGUCUCCCUGGAUCCUAGCAAAUACCCACUUUCGCAGGACGACAUCAACGGAAUCCAGUCCAUCUACGGAAGUCCACCUAAGCCACCUGCCAAGCCAAAGGGUACCCCUAAGCCCCACACCUGUGACCCUGACUUGACUAUGGAUGCUAUCACCACCUUCCGCAGAGAAAUAAUGUUCUUUAAAGGCAGGCACUUAUGGAGGCUGUAUCAUGAUAUCGCUAGUGUUGAACUUGAAUUAAUUGCAUCAUUCUGGCCAUCUCUGCCAGCUGGUCUUCAAGCUGCAUAUGAAAGCCCCAAAGAUAAGAUUCUGGUUUUCAAAGGUAAACAUUUCUGGGCCAUCAGAGGAUAUGCUGUCUUACCAGAUUACCCCAAAUCUAUCCAUACACUUGGCUUUCCAAGACGUGUGAAAAAAAUUGAUGCAGCUGUCUGUGACCGUAGUACAAGGAAAACCUACUUCUUUGUGGGCAUUUGGUGCUGGAGGUAUGAUGAGAUGGCCCAAGCCAUGGACAGAGGGUACCCACAGAGGACAGUGAAACACUUUCCAGGAAUCGGCCUCCGCGUGGACGCUGUUUUCCAGCAUAAAGGGUUCUUCUAUUUCUUCCAUGGAUCCAAGCAAUUUGAAUAUGACGUUCAGGCAAAGAACAUUACCCGAGUGAUGAGGGCCAACACAUGGUUCCAGUGUGAAGAACCACUAAACUCCUCAUUUAAUUUUGCUAUCAAGGAAAAUGCACAUUCGGGAGGAGUAGGGAUAUUCCGUCAUCAAAAUUUAAACAUGUUUACUUUCAGCAUUGUUCAUAUUCUGAAAACAAUGUGCAACUACCAAUAA